Messenger RNA from Eruca vesicaria subsp. sativa (arugula), 651 nucleotides. NCBI's taxonomy places the organism in Eukaryota, Viridiplantae, Streptophyta, Magnoliopsida, Brassicales, Brassicaceae. The record is from the annotation of a GenBank genome assembly.
AUGCAUCUGGAACAUAUAAAAGAGGGAGAUGGAAACCUUGACAGAGGAUCUAUGGACGAUGAACGGCCACCUUUUGGAUUACAAGGGUUUGAAACGGAUGAACCUUCCUGGGAUUGGGGACUUGUCGCACGAACCGAGAACGGCCACCUUUUGGAUUACAAGGUUGUCAUCGUUGAGAAGUACAAGUUGUAUGAGAUGUUAAGUUGUCUUAUAUAUUCAUCUGAGACUGGCUUGUGGAGUCUCGAAACUUUACAUAUUCCUCACUCUUUCCUCAUGCGUUUUCCUCGAUAUCCGAUUAGCUUGAACGGUAAUCUUCACUGGUUUGGCCUGAGCACGGACCGUCAGAGAGUUCUAUUAUCCAUGGAUAUUUAUAGUACUACUAGCACGGGUUCUGUUCGAUGCCGUGUUACGCCUUUCCCUGACUUGGAGAAAAAUACCAAAUUCAUAAGAGUUUGCACACCUUGUCAAGGAUUUCUCAUGUAUAUGAACAUCGUUUCCGUAACCAAAGUGGAUGGAAGCCUAGACAAUAAGUUGUGUGUAUGGAGACUAAAGAGCGAGGGAUGGCAACUAAUGUCUGAAAUUUCCGCAGAUUUUAUCUUCACCGAUGAAUUCGACUAUUUACCAGUGACGAUAAACCCUUUUGAUGCUUAA